Messenger RNA from Colletotrichum costaricense, 942 nucleotides. RefSeq lists its product as uncharacterized. Lineage: Eukaryota; Fungi; Ascomycota; Sordariomycetes; Glomerellales; Glomerellaceae. The transcript has a single exon. Gene Ontology annotation, cellular component: cytoplasm. The record is from RefSeq and is a predicted model, not a curated record. The coding region runs from base 1 to 942 and encodes 313 amino acids. Gene Ontology annotation, biological process: L-cysteine biosynthetic process.
AUGUUAAAAGCAUCAGAAACAGCGCUCGCCGCAAUCGGCAAAACACCCCUUGUCCGUCUCCGCCGAAUUGUCCCCGCAAACCACGCAGAUGUCUACCUCAAACUCGAAUACACCAACCCAACAGGCUCCCACAAAGACCGCAUGGCCGCCGCCAUCAUCCAAGAGGCCGAGAAGAGAGGUGCCCUCAAGCCGGGCAUGAAAGUCGUCGAGGCCACAGGCGGCAGCACGGGGUCUUCGCUCGCCUUCGUCUGCGCGGUCAAGGGCUACAAGUUCCAACCGGUUAGCUCCAACGCUUAUGCAGUGGAGAAGCUCAAGACUAUGGCGGCGUUUGGGGCCAAGGUUGAUAUUGUUCACAGUCCGACGGGACAAAUCACUGCUGAUUUGAUUCCUUCCUUGAUUCGGCGGGCGAAGGAGGUCGAGAGGGAGGGGAAUGUGUAUUCUACGGACCAGUUCAAUAACCGGGACGCCUUGGUCGGAUACGCGGCCCUGGGCCAUGAGAUCAUUCAGCAAGUUCCAGAGGGCGUCGAUGUCUUUUGCGCUGCUGUUGGUACCGCUGGAUUGGCGAUGGGUGUCUCGGCAGUCUUGAAGGCAGCUAGGCCAGAGACGCGCGUGGUCGUGCUGGAGCCCGCUUCAACGCCCGUCAUCACAAGAGGUCAAGCUGGAUCUCAUGGCGUCGAGGGAAUUGGUAUUGGCUUCCUCCCCCCUCUUUUAGAUAAGAAGCUGUAUGACGAGGCGCGGGCCGUCUCGGAGGAUGAAGCGCGUGCCAUGUGUCGGCGUCUAUCUAGAGACGAAGGUAUUUUCGCGGGCGUGUCCACGGGUUUGAAUGUGGUUGCUGCGAUUCGGUUGGCGGCGGAGAUAGGGGCUGGGAAGAAGGUGGUUACCAUCGCGUGCGACUCGGGUCUGAAGUACUUGAAUGGGGACUUAUUCUCUACUCCUCAGUAG